UCCUUCUCCUCUCUCUCCCGCGCUGCAUCCCAACUAUCUUGCUCGACCCGUUGCAACCUCGCAGUUGCUGGCAGAGCCUUGACAGGAAGACUGCCUCCUUUGCGGAAAGCGAUGCCAUCGACAAAGUUGACGAUGGCACAUUUCACGUCGGAUGCCAGCCGAUCGAACGCGGGUUUAAUGGCAUUGAAGGAUAUUCUGGCGGGACUUCCAGUGACUGCAGGAUACACCAGUUGGCAAGAGUUGUUCAGCAAGUUCGACAUCGACAAGUCAGGAUACCUCGACGGCCACGAGUUGAAGAGCGCGCUGCGAUCCUUGGGAGGGAGCGUUUCCGAUGAGAGGUUUGACUACAUCUUCAACUCGUUAGACUCAGACGGAGACGGUGUUGUCUCAUGGUUGGAGUUCGAAUCCAUGCUUGAACUAAUCGAGAUGCAGAUGGAAGAAGAUUUGCGGAACAAUGAUGUAAUGCUAGAUGAAACAUUCUGAUUAAACAUUGCUGUAGAUAUG
This is a messenger RNA of Guillardia theta CCMP2712, 504 nucleotides long. RefSeq lists its product as hypothetical. Bases 133 to 483 code for a protein of 116 amino acids. The record is from RefSeq and is a predicted model, not a curated record. The transcript has 4 exons. Lineage: Eukaryota; Cryptophyceae; Pyrenomonadales; Geminigeraceae. Gene Ontology annotation, molecular function: calcium ion binding.